This is a messenger RNA of Camellia sinensis, 558 nucleotides long. The record is from RefSeq and is a predicted model, not a curated record. NCBI's taxonomy places the organism in Eukaryota, Viridiplantae, Streptophyta, Magnoliopsida, Ericales, Theaceae.
AUGUGCUACAUUCCUGUUGUAAGAGAAGCCAACCUUUCUCAAUUCCAUGAAGAUUUCACAAUGUUUCUCAACUCUAGAUCUCAAGAGGUGGUUCCAAAUGGUUAUAUGGUCUUAAUACUUCAAGGUAGGCAAUCCCAUGAUCCCUCAAACAUAGAAAGUUGCUACAAGUGGGAACUAUUAGCUAUGGCCAUUGCUGAAUUGGUUUCACAAGGAUUGAUGGAUGAAGAUAAGCUAGACUCGUUCAAUGUGCCUUACUAUUCUCCAUCAUAUGAGGAAGAGCAAGAUAUAGUGGAGAGGGAAGGAUCAUUCACAAUUAAGCUUAUGAAGGCUUUUUCACUUGAUGCUAUGGACAAGCAAGAGAAGGAUGUGAGGGCUAAAGUGGGAAAGUAUGCCAAGGGUAUCAGGUCCUUCACAGAGUCUAUGAUCUCAAACCAGUUUGGAGAUGAAGUCAUUGACAAACUAUAUGAUAAGUUCACUCAUAUUGUAGUUGAAGAUUUGGCCAAAAAGUCACCAAAGGCCACAAGUAUCAUUCUGGUGCUUACCAAGAUUGUUGGAUAG